Artibeus jamaicensis (Jamaican fruit-eating bat) is the source of this 2290-nucleotide messenger RNA. RefSeq names its product isocitrate dehydrogenase (NADP(+)) 1 (gene IDH1). Gene Ontology annotation, biological process: isocitrate metabolic process. Gene Ontology annotation, molecular function: magnesium ion binding; NAD binding; isocitrate dehydrogenase (NADP+) activity. Gene Ontology annotation, cellular component: peroxisome; mitochondrion; cytosol. The coding region runs from base 201 to 1445 and encodes 414 amino acids. NCBI's taxonomy places the organism in Eukaryota, Metazoa, Chordata, Mammalia, Chiroptera, Phyllostomidae. The record is from RefSeq and is a predicted model, not a curated record. The transcript has 9 exons.
GAGGGGACAAAGGCCGCGUAGAGGAAAAGCCUUCCUCGGUGCUGGUCUGUAGGUUUCGCCCAGGCUGAGUCAGGCCGAAACAACUGGGACCCAGCUGGGAUUGCCAGUAUUUGCACCUGUGAAUUUGAUCGUGUGAGUGGCUGUGGCGCUCCCCGGUGCAUCGCCAGCGUACCUUCUCCUGCAGGUUUAUUGAAGUCAAAAUGUCUCAAAAAAUCCGUGGCGGUUCUGUGGUAGAGAUGCAAGGAGAUGAAAUGACACGAAUCAUUUGGGAGUUGAUUAAAGAAAAGCUCAUUUUUCCCUAUGUGGAAUUGGACCUUCACAGCUAUGACUUAGGCAUAGAGAAUCGUGACGCCACCAAUGACCAGGUCACCACGGAUGCCGCAGAAGCGAUAAAGAAGUACAACGUUGGUGUCAAGUGUGCCACCAUCACCCCUGAUGAGAAGAGGGUCGAGGAGUUCAAGUUGAAACAAAUGUGGAAGUCGCCAAAUGGUACCAUCCGAAAUAUUCUGGGUGGUACUGUCUUCAGGGAAGCUAUUAUCUGCAAAAAUAUCCCCCGGCUUGUGACCGGAUGGGUAAAACCCAUCAUCAUAGGUCGUCACGCCUACGGGGAUCAGUACAGAGCAACUGAUUUUGUUGUUCCUGGGCCUGGGAAAGUAGAGAUAACCUACACACCAAGUGAUGGAUCCCAAAACAAGACAUACCUGAUACAUAACUUUGAAGAGGGUGGUGGUGUUGCCAUGGGGAUGUACAAUGAAGACAAGUCAAUCCAAGAUUUUGCACACAGCUCUUUCCAGAUGGCUCUGUCUAAAAGUUGGCCUUUGUAUCUGAGCACCAAAAACACUAUUCUGAAGAAAUAUGAUGGGCGUUUUAAAGACAUCUUUCAGGAGAUAUAUGACAAGCAGUACAAGUCCAAGUUUGAAGCCCAGAAGAUCUGGUAUGAGCAUAGGCUCAUUGAUGACAUGGUGGCCCAAGCUAUGAAGUCAGAGGGAGGCUUCAUCUGGGCCUGUAAAAACUACGACGGCGACGUCCAGUCAGACUCCGUGGCCCAAGGUUAUGGCUCUCUUGGCAUGAUGACCAGCGUGCUGGUUUGUCCAGAUGGCAAGACAGUAGAAGCAGAGGCUGCCCAUGGGACUGUAACACGUCACUACCGCAUGUACCAGAAGGGACAGGAGACGUCUACCAAUCCCAUUGCUUCCAUUUUUGCCUGGACCAGAGGGUUAGCCCACAGAGCGAAGCUUGAUAACAACAAAGAGCUCGGCUUCUUUGCAAAGGCUUUGGAAGAAGUCUGCAUUGAGACCAUUGAGGCUGGCUUCAUGACCAAGGACUUGGCUGCUUGUAUUAAAGGUUUACCCAACGUGCAGCGUUCUGACUACUUGAAUACAUUCGAGUUCAUGGACAAACUCGGAGAAAAUUUGAAGAUAAAACUAGCUCAGGCCAAACUUUAAGGUCAUUCCUCGGCUUACAGGGACAAGUGUUUUUUGGUAACUAGGUCCACGGGUUUACAUUUUUCUGUAUAACACUCAAGGGAAGGACGAAAUCAAUUUUGUAAUUGUUUGGAAGUCAGAGUUUAUCUUUUCUAUAAGUUUACAGCCUUUGUCUUGUACGUACACGUAUGACACCUCAAAAAUGCGGCCAGGGACUUUUUAAAUUUAAAUUUCAUUUUGUACUAGUAGCUUAGGAGUUACUUCAGUGCUGAUUCAUAGUCACGGACAAUUUUUCUCAUGUUCCGAUCUAAAUGACCAAAAUGAAGAGUGCUUGAAAGGUAAACUACAGCCAGGGUUUUGGUCCCUGAAAGUGCGUAAAGUAGAAUUCACUUCCUUCCCCACUUGCCACGGCCUGGGCCCUGGGUGCUGUGGGUGCGACAGGUGUCCCACCGUGUGAGGUACAGGUGCACCUUGAACUUGCACAAGAAUUGGAACGAAGAGCAUGGGGACAACUAAAACACGUCGGAGACGCAGCUGUCGUUUGUGUCAAGAGCUCUAACUGAACGUUUCGAAAUGUCAGAUAUUUUUGAGGCCACUGGAGAGUUUGGAGUCCAGAAUAAAUACUACCUGCGGGUUUGUCCUCUGUUUGUCCUCCCCUGCUGGUCUUCCGACGUGGCCUAAGUAGUAUCAUAUCCUGGACAGCAUGUUUUAUUCAAGUGCAAUAAUACAAGCUGCACCUUUUUGGGACUUCUGGCCUGUUUUACUUCCUUUAUAUAAAUGUGAUUUUUCAGAAGUUGAUUGUAAACACUAUUCUAGUCUGUUCUUCCUUGAAACUAUUCACUGUAAUUAAAAUUAAGUACUAAUGA